Molecule: messenger RNA, 673 nt
Organism: Macrobrachium nipponense
Lineage: Eukaryota; Metazoa; Arthropoda; Malacostraca; Decapoda; Palaemonidae
Product: all-trans-retinol 13,14-reductase-like
Exons: 4
Coding region: 20-658 (212 amino acids)
Source: RefSeq, a predicted model, not a curated record
CUUUUUCAGAGACUGAAAAAUGGCUAUUGGAGUGCUACCACUGCUGAUAGCUGCAGCUGCAGCUUUUAUGGUUGUUAAACUUCUGAUGUUUAUUUUCGCCAAACCCCCAUCAGCCAACCCGUUUGAAAAACGAUGCACUGCAGAAAUAAGGCCUAAAGUCAUUGAUCAGAAACAGAGAGAUCAAGUUCUUAAGCAAGGGUUCAGCAAAGAUAAAAUACCAGAUGGAUUAGAUGCAAUUGUGAUAGGCAGUGGAUUGGAGGUCUCUCAACAGCUGCUUUAUUAUCCAAAGCUGAAAGAAGUGCUGGUAUUGGAGCAACAUGAUCAGGCUGGAGGUUGCUGUCAUACUUUUAUAGAUAAAGGGUAUGAGUUUGAUGUUGGAAUUCAUUACAUUGGUGAAAUGCAUUACCAGUCUGUGACUAAAACAUUUGUUGAUCACAUCACUAAUAGGCAGCUGGAAUGGGCACCUCUAGAGGAUGAUUUUGAUGAAGUAGUUUUUGCUGAAAAGGAUAAGGAACUUCGUAGAUAUCCUGUUUACUCAGGAAAAGAAAAGUGGGCGGCAAGCCUCAAAAAGCAUUUCCCAGAUGAAGAAGAUAAUAUUGACAAGUAUGUGAUAAAAAAUGCACUUUUAGAAUAUUUUAUUUUAAAAACUUAUUUUUAGUUAUACAACUUCCCC